Messenger RNA from Diplodia corticola, 633 nucleotides. RefSeq lists its product as uncharacterized. The record is from RefSeq and is a predicted model, not a curated record. NCBI's taxonomy places the organism in Eukaryota, Fungi, Ascomycota, Dothideomycetes, Botryosphaeriales, Botryosphaeriaceae. The transcript is spliced from 3 exons. Bases 1 to 633 code for a protein of 210 amino acids.
AUGGAGAAUCCAGAGAACGAAGUCGCCCAAGUCAUCUAUCUCCUUACACAGUCGCCGCCGCGCGCGCAGCGGGCUGCUAUCGAGAAGUACUUUACGCGCAAUGCCUCGUUCACACAUCCCUUCUGCAGAACGGGCAAGUUCGGCAACUCGCGCGCCCUCAUCGUUGCCAUCUACCGGUGGUACAAGAUCAUGAGUCCAAGAAUCGACCUGCGAGUCAACUCAGUUGCCUUCGACCAGACGAACCUCAUCCUUUACGUCCACAUCUCACAGGUCUUCCGCGUCUGGCUCAUUCCCUUCUACUCAGCGCCUGCGUCUCUCGUCACGGUGCUGCAUCUCGCCCGUGUUCCGGCCUCGCGGUCGGCCGACGAGAAGGGCGAAGCCGGCAGGGCCAAGUACUACAUCACGGCGCAGAAUGACCUCUAUCAAACCAGUGAAUUCGUGCGCUUCUUCUGGCCCGGCGGCUUCUUGUUCGUGUGGAUGUGGCAGCUUGCAGCGACCUUCUUCUGCGUCUUGGGCGCCUUGUUCCUGUCUCCCUUGACUGCGCUUCAGGAGCAUUUCCACCAGGGUGGAGGCCUACGGGGGAAGGACGUGCCAGAGAGUCUGUCGGGAAGGCUCGAGAAGAAGUAUCUGUGA